Messenger RNA from Emiliania huxleyi CCMP1516, 1038 nucleotides. RefSeq lists its product as hypothetical. Gene Ontology annotation, molecular function: protein binding. Lineage: Eukaryota; Haptophyta; Isochrysidales; Noelaerhabdaceae. The transcript is spliced from 2 exons. The record is from RefSeq and is a predicted model, not a curated record. The coding region runs from base 1 to 1038 and encodes 345 amino acids.
AUGGCGGCGCCCAACCUGCCGGCGCUGCUGUCGGCCUCGGACCUCAACGCGCUGCACAGCCUGAAGGCGAGCGGCGAGGAGAUGGGGCCGGAAGGCGCGGUGUACCUCGGCCACGGCAUCGCGGGCGCCACCUCGAUCACGGAGCUCGACGUGUCGAACAACAAGCUGUGCGGCAUCGAGGCCGCAGAUGAGCGGGAGGCGUACAACGGCACGCACUUCGGCACCUUCUGUAAGCUGCUCGCCAAGAACUCGAGCCUCACCAGCCUCGACGUGUCGGCAAACUACAUCCUGGCCGACGGCACCACGGCGCUGUGCGCCGCGCUCGCCGGGAACAAGCGGCUCAAGACGCUCAAGCUCAACGACUCGGCGAUGCAAGAGGCGGGCUGGAUCGCCCUCGCGAGGAUGGUCGAGGACGCGCCCUCGCUCUUGGUGCUCGAGGCCAACUGCAACCUCGAGUUGAUGCGCCCUGCCGAGAUCCCAGCCGUCGCCAAGGCCAUCGCCUCGGCAGUGGGGCGCAGCAAGAGCCUCACUAGCGUCGACCUCUCCUCGCAGGAGUGGAAGAAUGGCGAGGCCAGCGGCCUGCUUCCGCCGCUGCUGGACUGCAAGUCGCUGGCCACGCUCAACCUCUCCUGCGCCGAGUGCGGGCCCCACGUUGGCGCGGGCCUGGCGCAGCGCCUGAAAGGCCACCCGGCGCUCACCAGCUUGCAGCUCGACUCCUGCGAGCUGGGGUCGGGCGCGCUGCCCAUCUGCGCCGCCGUCGGCGACUGCGGCCUCACUGAGCUCAACCUCUCCAGCAACGAGCUGGACGCGGCUGCUGCCAACGCGCUCGGCGAGGCGCUGGCCAGCAGCGUGACGCUCAAGAGGAUUGACAUCCAGUCUAACCUGAUCGAGGAGGGCGGCGUGGCGCUGGGCAAGGGCCUCGCCGCCAGCACGUCGCUGACGGAGCUUGAGCUCAGCGACUGCGCGCUGGGCGACGAGGGCGGCGCGGCCGUCCUCGAGGCGCUCAGGGCAACACCACGCUCCAGGUCCUCAAGAUGA